Aspergillus fumigatus Af293 is the source of this 2064-nucleotide messenger RNA. The record is from RefSeq and is a predicted model, not a curated record. NCBI's taxonomy places the organism in Eukaryota, Fungi, Ascomycota, Eurotiomycetes, Eurotiales, Aspergillaceae.
AUGCCGCCCUUUAAGGAUGAACACAUUCUGAUAAUUGCGCCAGGUUCGCAAGUGACCCUGGCGCAGCUCGGUCUUCCAGAGUCCUUUACUCCUGCACGAUUUCGCUUCCCCACGCGCAUGUUCCCUGGCGAGAAGAAGGGCGAAUAUGAACCAUAUAAGAUUCACGAAAAGCGACGCGAUGUUAAACCUAGCAAUGGCUCCGACGCGCCCAAGGAGGACGUGGAGAUGAAGGAUGCGGAAACCUCUGCGCCCGAGGGUGCAGCGGACACUGUGACGGAUGAGACGCCACAGACCACGGAAACCGGAGGCCAACCGGAGAAUGGAGAGCCGCAUGAAAACAAUGGCGAAGCAGUGCAGGAGACUACACAGGAGGUGUUCUAUGAAGAGGAUGUUACAUCGGAUGAAGGCGCGAUUUAUCCUAUCGAAAACGGACGGAUUGUCGAUUGGCCUGCCUUUUUCGCCCUCUUAACACAUGUUUACAACACACUUAGCCCGCCUUUCCACACACCAAUCAUGCUCAUUGCUGAGCCAGUUUGGUCCGCUCGUGAUCGCGAGGCGAUCACUCAGUUUGUUUUCGAGAAAUUCAAGACACCGGCGUUUUGUUUGAUGGAUUCUGCACUGGCAGUCUGCUAUGGAUACGGAACAUCUACCGCAACGGUUGUCGAUGUCGGGAAAGGGAAGGUCGAUGUCACCGCCGUGACCGAUUUCCUGGUCAAUGAACACGGAAGAGGUAUCGCCCUGGAAGGUUGCGGUGGAGAUUACAUGACUGAAAGGCUUCUGGAACUACUGGAACCCAAGGGCUUCACAAGGGAAAUGUGCGAGCAAUUGAAGAGAAGCAAUAUCACAGAGAUUUUACCGCCGGGAACACCAAUUCCUGGCACCGCAGAGACCGCACAACAAGGUACCAACCCAGCGGCAUCGGCCUCGACAGGUGCACAGGACGGUGUGGGUGUCAAUGGAUCCGUCCCUCGUGGCCCAGGCAACAACACUCAAGUCGGGGCUGAAGGGAACAACGCAGAAGGAGAGGAAGACGAAGGGGUCCUGGAUGUUGCGGCCAUCGUUACUGGGAACACAAGCGAGUUUCUCGCAAAGAGGGAGAAGGAGAAGGCUGAGAAGGCUUCAAAGAAGGGCGCAGCGGAUCAGGCUGCGAAACCUGUUCGUCUGCCGAACUCCAAGAAAGAGAAAGCUUCAUUCCAGUUCGAAGAAUUCGUUCGCCUAGACUCUGACCAGCAGACGACUGACGGUUCUGGGCGAUUUAUCCGUCAAAAGCGAGACAUCGAGGUUGGCAUCGAGCGCUUCUUAGCAGCAACUCCCAAAGAACACGUAGGGGAGCGUCUCUCGAAUGGAAUUCUAGAGGACAUUGCCACUCAAAUACAUCAUACCAUUCUCGCCGUUCCCGAUGCAACCAAGCGGAGCGAGCUUUGGGACUCAUUGAUUGUCGUGGGAAAUGGUAGCAAGGUCAAGGGUUUCACACAGGCUUUGCUUGGAGUAAUCACACAGAAGUUCAUCCUUUCGCCAUCAGGUACGAUUUUCACAUCUGAGAUUCCAUCAAAUUUCUCCACGCCGUUGCCUACCGGAGGAACCAACACACCCGUUCCUUCUGGCCAGCCCGGCCUCAUGCAUCAUCCCGCUGGCCAUGGCGUCAAUCCUCUGCUCGUUGCUGCAACUCACUCCGGCAACCCAACGGUAGGCAACAUGCCUCCUGGGACACCAUCGCUCGACCCUAACGCUGCUUUCCACCAUCGGUCAACAGGUCAUUCACAGACACCCACCUCUGUGAAGACUUUGAAGCCUCCUGAAUAUUUCCCUGAGUGGAAAGAACAAAGCAACACCAACGCACCAGGCGCCAGUGGUGCUGGGGGCUUGGGCAUAGGCAAUGGUGCUGCUGGCAGGCCCAGCGGCCCGUCCACCGGUGGCCAUGGCAUGGAGGAGGCGGUGUUUUUGGGUGCUCAGGUCGCAUCCAAGGUUGUCUUCGUCCUUGACCAAGGAUUAAGCAAAGGCUUCAUGAGCCGCGUGGAGUAUAAUGAGAACGGGCCGUCGGCGAUCCAUGAAUAUAUGAUGUGA